UAUAACCAUCAUCUCAGGUGCCAGCGUGCUGAGGAUGGAUGAUUCGGUAGCCACAGAUCCGAAAAAUGUUGAAGAGGCGAAUAUCGCUAUGGACGCGAUCAUGAAGGAAGUGGUGGAACGCUUGAAGUUCCGCUCAAAAUGUUUGAUAAAUGGACAAGAAAAUAUUCUAACGCUUGCCGAGUAUGAGGCUCUUUUCCAAGAAGACAUGAAGAUCUGCGAAGGUGCGGUUGACGUUCUUCUCACUUUAGCCAAGCAACAGAAAGCUUAUCUCGAAGUUUUGCUUUUAUCGAAAAAAUUGGAAAGACAGCUACCAUUAGUUGCAGAAAAGGCUUUGACGCAGGCUCUGGAACAAAACACAAAAGCAAUAGAGCUCCGGAAAAAAGUUAUCGAAGGCGACUUUUCAUUCUUCAUCGGUAAUGUUGCAAACAAGUUGCCAACUUCUUUGGAAGACGAAUCAUCUUCUUUAUCCACGGCAAAUUUGCCAUGUUCCAUUGCUAAUGCGAAGAAUGACUGUGCUGCAGAACAAACAAGAGUGCUAUCGACAAAUGCUGACAGUAUUGCGUUGGGAACAUUUCGUAUCAGAGAGCGGCCAAAGUUUUCGUCUGAAACUGCUAGAAGAGUGUUGGGUGAGAUCAAUCAAGUGGAGGAGAUCCAUAAGAGCAUCAGAAAACCUUUUGCUAGCGGGAGUUUUGCCAAAACAUCAAUAGAUGUAGGUGACACUUGUCACGACUAUUCUGGGGAUCGACAACUUGGAGAAACAAAACUCAAUGGAAAGCACAUCUCGGCAUCAGGUGGUUGUUCAUUGGAUGGUUCUAUAAUGGACUCGGGUGAACAUAGUAGCGGACAAAAUGGUCUUUGUGCGUAUUCUCCGGUACGUGACAUUCCUCCUCCGCCCAAUUUUGAUGAAAGCGAAUUGGAUUCGUACUAUGGGGAAUGUGACAUACCUUCUGGAAGGAACGCAACCGGAGAUGCGUCAUCAAAAAAGCCUCUUUACUCGAAGGAUUCUAGCAGUUAUCCAUCUUCGAAAGAAGACUCAUCUACGCUAAGCGGGGAUCAUCGAAACGUAAAGAAUCCGACAACAACGGUUGACGACACUGCAUGGAUGUCUUCAUCAUAUGUUCCACGACCUAGACCCAAGUUCAGCUCAUCAGUCGGUCGGAUGUUCAAUCAAGAGUAAGACAAGAUAGCAAGCUGAGUUUUCAGUGAGUUCUAAUAUGUGCUUAUGUGCAAAAGAAGCAACCUAA
Molecule: messenger RNA, 1244 nt
Organism: Cylicocyclus nassatus
Lineage: Eukaryota; Metazoa; Nematoda; Chromadorea; Rhabditida; Strongylidae
Source: the annotation of a GenBank genome assembly